Lacerta agilis (Sand lizard) is the source of this 501-nucleotide messenger RNA. RefSeq names its product proliferation and apoptosis adaptor protein 15 (gene PEA15). Gene Ontology annotation, molecular function: protein binding. The transcript has 4 exons. NCBI's taxonomy places the organism in Eukaryota, Metazoa, Chordata, Lepidosauria, Squamata, Lacertidae. The coding region runs from base 62 to 454 and encodes 130 amino acids. Gene Ontology annotation, biological process: MAPK cascade; regulation of apoptotic process. The record is from RefSeq and is a predicted model, not a curated record.
GGUCGCCGCCGCCGCCGCGCCCAGGGGGACCGAUCCUGCUCCGGCGCUUCCUGCCGCGGAGAUGGCAGAAUACAGCAGUCUUCUGGAGCAGCUGGCUGAGAACAUCACCAACGAAGACCUGGACCAGCUGAAGUCGGCCUGCAAGGAGGACAUCCCCAGCGAGAAGAACGAGGAGAUCACCACCAGCAAGGACUGGUUCAGCUUCCUUGAAAAGCACAAGAAACUGGACAAAGACAACCUCUCCUACAUCGAACACAUCUUUGAGAUCUCCCGCCGCCCUGACUUGCUCACCAUGGUGGUCGAGUACCGCACCCAAGUGCUGAAGAUCUCCGAGGAGGAUGAAGUGGACACAAAGCUGACCCGUAUCCCCAGUGCCAAGAAAUACAAAGACAUAAUCCGGCAGCCCUCCGAAGAAGAGAUAAUCAAACUGGCUCCGCCACCCAAAAAAGCUUAAAGUGGGGGGGGGGGAAGGGGGAGGAAGGGAGCAGCUGGGAGGAGGAU